Messenger RNA from Macadamia integrifolia, 739 nucleotides. RefSeq names its product protein PYRICULARIA ORYZAE RESISTANCE 21-like. Gene Ontology annotation, biological process: regulation of defense response to fungus. The record is from RefSeq and is a predicted model, not a curated record. NCBI's taxonomy places the organism in Eukaryota, Viridiplantae, Streptophyta, Magnoliopsida, Proteales, Proteaceae. Bases 137 to 739 code for a protein of 200 amino acids. The transcript is spliced from 4 exons.
UGAGAUAACAAAAGAAAUUGAAUAAAUCUGCUACUACAAAAUCCAAAAUGGUUAAUUAGUAUAAGAGCAAAGAGGAGACUUUGCUACAUCAGAGGAUCAUUCGUCGUCUCACCUCCAUCUCUCGAAGCCCUCAACAAUGGCGCACAAGGUAUCAAUGAUAGUGUUGAAGGUUGAUCUUGAGUGCUCACGCUGCUACAAUAAGAUCAGGAAAACCCUCUCUAGAUACCGCGAGAGAUAUCAAAUAGUGGAGGAGAUAUUCGACGACAAACAGAACACUGUCACCAUCAGUGGCCCCUUCUGCCCCAAGAAGCUCGCUAGAAAGCUCUGCUGCAAAGCUAGAAAUGCCAUUAAAUGCAUCGAGAUUGUAGAGGAAACGCCUCCGAAGAAACCCAAAUCCCUCGAUCCACCCAAGCCGGAGCCUGAGCCUGAGCCUGAGCCUGAGUCUGAGUCCGAGCCCGCCGAGCCUGAGCCCGCUCCCGCUCCCGCACCCCCUCCCGCUCCCGUGCCCCCUCCCUUGCCAAAGCCAGCGCCCCCGCCCCCGCCCCCAUCCCCGCCCGCGCCCAUGAAGAUCCAACCCGAAGAAGAUGAACGAUAUCGUGGGUCUGAGUUGUUUCCCCUCCUUUGUCUUUCUCCCAUGGAGAUGGAGCAGAGCCGGAGCCGGAGCCGGAGCAGCACCAGAAGAAGCGACAGGAACAACAAACGGUUCCAAGAGAAGAAACUUCAGAAUCGUUCCAACUGA